AUGAAAGCGCAACAGACAACGGCAGGACCACAGGAACACGACCGCACGACAGGAUCUGGGGGGACAGGCACAGGGGCGGGGGCAGCAGGAGAGACAGGACAACUAAAUAGGCGAACCGCAAAAACUCAUCGUCAAGGAGCGACAGAUACGGCCAGGGAAAAGGGAAAAUAGAUGGGAAUCCAACUAUGAAGCAAUAAUAAAAUUCACGGGAAUUGA
Drosophila subpulchrella is the source of this 216-nucleotide messenger RNA. RefSeq lists its product as uncharacterized. The record is from RefSeq and is a predicted model, not a curated record. The transcript has a single exon. Lineage: Eukaryota; Metazoa; Arthropoda; Insecta; Diptera; Drosophilidae.